This is a messenger RNA of Panonychus citri (citrus red mite), 1773 nucleotides long. Its product is annotated as diacylglycerol kinase iota-like. The record is from RefSeq and is a predicted model, not a curated record. NCBI's taxonomy places the organism in Eukaryota, Metazoa, Arthropoda, Arachnida, Trombidiformes, Tetranychidae. Gene Ontology annotation, molecular function: ATP-dependent diacylglycerol kinase activity. Gene Ontology annotation, biological process: lipid phosphorylation; intracellular signal transduction; diacylglycerol metabolic process.
CAUCAUGAAUUAUAUCGUAAAGUGCCAAAUCUUAGGAUAUUGGCCUGUGGAGGUGAUGGAACCGCUGGUUGGAUACUCUCGGUUCUUGAUGAUAUUGGAUUUAAACCUUCACCUCCGAUUGCUGUACUUCCCCUUGGAACUGGUAAUGAUCUUGCUCGAGCACUUGGUUGGGGUGGAGGUUAUACCGAUGAACCAGUUUCCAAGAUAUUACUUAACAUUAAAGAUGGUGAAGUUGUGCAACUUGACCGUUGGGAUGUUAAGGUUACUCGUAACACUGAAUUAAACCUAAUUGAACGAGCUUCAGAUACGCCUGAGGGUGGUAAAGAAUAUGUGAGAUAUGUGCCUCUUAAUGUGAUUAAUAAUUAUUUUUCCAUUGGUGUUGAUGCUCAUAUUGCCCUUGAAUUUCAUGAAGCUCGUGAAGCUCAUCCAGAGCGUUUCAAUUCUCGCCUUCGGAAUAAAAUAUUUUACGGUCAAGCGGGUGGUAAAGAUUUACUCCAACGUAAAUGGAAAGAUCUGGCCACUUAUAUUACCGUUGAAUGUGAUGGUGUUGACCAUACGCAACGAUUAAGAGACCUGAAAGUCCAUUCACUUUUACUUCUCAAUAUCCCCUGUUACGGAGGUGGUACUCGAACCUGAGGCAGUGCAUCGCCCUCCUUUGAACUACAAAGAACCGAUGAUCAACUGAUUGAAGUAAUUGGCCUUACAACCUAUCAACUGCCUCUUCUUCAAGCUGGUGGCCAUGGAUCGUGUGUAGCUCAAUGUAAAGAGGCCAAAAUAGUUAUACGACGAACGGUUCCUAUGCAAGUAGAUGGUGAACCCUGUCAAUUAUUACCUUCCGUCAUUAGGAAUAAGGUCAAAAAUCAAGCAAAUAUGAUUGCCAAAUCUAAAUCUCAUUCGCAGAUCAUUUCAAUGCCAACUUUGGAUCGAGAGAUAAUCGUUGAUGUAAGCAAGUUAAAUUUAACCGAUUAUGAAACUUUCCAUUAUGAUAAAGACAGACUUCGAGAUGCAUCAAUACCUCUUGGUAAACUUAAUAUUAAUCCCGAUCUCGAAUUGAAUCAUGUUUGUGUUUUAAUCAUUCAAAUGGUCCAAGCUCAACGAAAAGGAUCAACGGCCAGUCAAAAGAUGAAUGAAACACCAGAUUCAGAAGUGAAAAGAUACCGAAUGGAAAGAGCCUUUGAACUGUCAACUGAUUGGUGUUUCGUUGAUUCUUGUACUGCUGAACGAUUUUUUCGCAUCGAUCGAGCCCAAGAGCAUUUACAUUAUGUGGUAGAUAUUUGUAAUGACUUUUUCAUUCUUGAUCCCGCUGAUGACAAUUAUCGUGAUGACAAGUACACAAGUGUACCAAUACGUGGGCACAAUAGUCCAGCGAGCGGUGGCGAGGGAGGUGAUGAGACACCCUUACCAAUAGAUCAAAGCCAAUUGGGUGAUAACAAUAAUACAAUUGUACUUUUCAAACCGCCAAACGCGGGUAAAGAAACGGGUGAUCUAAAUACACCAUCAGAUACAAUUCAAUCAACACUGUCACCUUCACAAUCCUCGUCGUCACCAACAUCAUCAUCAACACAACCACAACCACCAUCAACAACCACAACAACAACAACCACCAGUGCUCUUAAAAAUGAAUCAAACGGAACUGAUGGUAACGGCCAUAAUGCCAAAGAUUUGGCUCUACUUGGAGGUGAUCAAGAUCUUGCUACUUAUUUAGAUCAUAAUCAAUCAUCUAAAAGUAAGAGACCUAGACGUAGUGGUGUUAAAUAUGUACAUGGGUUCUAA